GCGUCGAGGGGGUUUCGCAUCAGUCGGACUGAAGGAAAGUCAAAACGCGGAUACUGAGAGCGUCCUGUCUGCCUUAUCGAUUAGUUCAUUGAUUUCUCUUUUGUUUCCUCUACCAUCUGAUUUGAAAUCAAUGCUUUAAUGAGCGCGCUUUAGUCAUUGGACGAAGUUUCCUUCUCGCUGAUCAGACACAAUGUGACCAUGUAGAGUAAGCGACUGUUUUAUCCUUGAACGGAUUUCGGAGAACCUUUAUUGAUCCUGGAAAAGAGGGAUUUUAAGGAUGGGCAAACUUUGGUCAAAACAUGCGUCUAGGCGCAGAGAAAACCCCGAAGGAGACAGUUUUGUUGUGAAUGCCUUCCUCCGGAGAGGGAUGGAGGAAUGUGAGACGUACAGCGCAACAGACCACAAACUGAAAAACAUGCUGGACUUUCCAAAUACUGAACUGAAGGACGGACAAUUCACAGACCAACACUGUACCCUAGCAGGGGUUAUUCCCCAGGAGAAGGCUGAGGGCUGUGAAAGCUACCUGCAGUACCUGCACUCAGAGUAUGGAGAGAAGGAACCUCUGAGAGAUGCCACCAAAACCUCAGCAAAGAAACACAUCAGCGUCAAUGAUGUGGAGUGUGAUGUUUCUGUGGAAGAUGACAACCGUCAGGAGUGGAUCUUCACUCUUUAUGACUUCGACAACAGUGGGAAAGUCACCAAAGAAGACAUGUCGAGUUUGAUGCAUACCAUCUAUGAUGUGGUGGACGCUUCCGUGAAUCACUCCUGUCACAACAAGAGCAAGACUCUGCGCGUGAAGCUGACCGUCACUCCAGAGCUGAGGAGCCACAGAAGAGACACAGGACCAGAGCGCCUUCACCACGAUGAGGGCCGUUCGUCUGACAAGCGUCUCUCCUCAUACUUCAGCAAGGGGCAGAGCAAUGAGCCUCCGGCCGCCGAGGGUCAGCAUUACUGCGUGGAUGAGAACACAGAGAGGAGGAAUCACUACCUGGACCUGGCUGGCAUUGAGAACUACACGUCCAGAUUUGAAGGAACCAACACAGUCUUCCCUGCUCAAGAGACUCAUGUUCGUAGCUCCCAAAGCCAGAGUCGCUCUCGCUCCCAUGAGCCUGAAGCCCAAGUUGUUUACCACCGUCGUUCACAGGUCAUCGGUGAAAGCUACAACCCUGCAGAUCCUCGAGCCAAAGGCGUGCAGGUCCUCAAAUCCCCUAAAGGAGCCUACAAGGGAAGUGGAGGGAAUAACGCUGGUGGAAAAUCCAACAAAUGCCAUGGUUACCACCUUCCCAUCCAAACGAUGCUGCAUGGUGGUAACGCUGCUGGUCACGGGGGUCAGGAUGUGUACCACCUGCCACACCAAGCUCAACCCACAGGCCACCACCAACACCCUCUGCAGCAUAGUCACAGCAAACGGCUGAAGGCUAGAGCUCGUGAUUCCCUGUCCCCAACCAAAACCCUUCUGACUCCUCAGUCUCACCACCAACAGCAGCCCGCAAUGCAAUCCGUGCCGAGCAUGGAGCGGGAGCAGGCAUCCGGCCCCACCGGGAACCCAGGGUUUGUGGUUCCUGUGGUGCAACGCCAUGAGCAUCACCAUCACCAUGAACACCAUCACCACCACCACUACCACCACUACCACCAGACAUGACAGCCAUAUAUACAUACUGUAUUUAUGAGUGACUAAAACCAUUACAGGACCAACCACGCUAUUCUGAAGGACUAAUCUAAUGGAAAUGUCUCACACUCCAUCUAGGAUCUUCAAAUCCUCCUGAUAUACAGAAAUAUCCUGAGAAAUGCUGUACGGAGCAGACAAAUUGUCUGAUGGUAAACGUUAUCUGCUUAGCAGGAUGUUGGUGUUUGAUUAAAAAGCUUAUGUGGAACAGUUUUUCAGUAUUUUCUCUAGAUUUUCUACUUGAAACACUCCUUCCACACAUUUAUUAAGGGAUCCAGUAAAGAAGAAUAUCAUAUAACUUCUGUCAUAUCACUAAUUUUCCUCAAUCAGAGUCCUGUAAAGCUACAGUGUAUGUUCGAAUAGUUGUUGUUCUGUGUGAAACGUUACCACGAAUGCAGAUCUCAGGUGUAAAGGUGCUGCUGCUCUCAAGCUUCACACAGAGGCCCCACUUUCAUGGGACAGGUGCUGUGGGCCUGAGUGCUUCCUGUUAGGGUUUAUUUGUGUGUGUGUGUGUGUUUGGGGGGGGGGAAUCACCACUGCCAGUUUUAAUGCAAAAGUAUCUUCCUGUAUGUUUAAAAAAUCUAUAUAUGUAAACACAUUUUACUGUAUAAUAAUUAUACUCUAUAUGCAUAUUUCCUCAUGGAUAUAAUUAUGCACAUAUGUAUUUUGUCUUUUAUAUAUUUUAAUAAACAUUAUAUAUAGUUCA
Girardinichthys multiradiatus is the source of this 2372-nucleotide messenger RNA. It is a transcript of the gene nkd2b, whose product is annotated as NKD inhibitor of WNT signaling pathway 2b. Gene Ontology annotation, biological process: negative regulation of Wnt signaling pathway. The record is from RefSeq and is a predicted model, not a curated record. The coding region runs from base 278 to 1642 and encodes 454 amino acids. Gene Ontology annotation, molecular function: calcium ion binding. NCBI's taxonomy places the organism in Eukaryota, Metazoa, Chordata, Actinopteri, Cyprinodontiformes, Goodeidae. Gene Ontology annotation, cellular component: cytoplasm. The transcript has 10 exons.